AUGGGUAAUAACGCUUCAUCAAACCUUCAUUCUGGUUCAUCGAGGAAAUCUAGUUCAAAAAUCUCACAUCACACUACGGCUGCCGCUUCGUUGUCUUCUUUCAAUACUCAAAGUAACAAUCAUUAUGCUCAUAACCACAAUCAAAAACAAACCUCAUCAUCAUCAUCUCCCAGGACACUGUUUAACUCUACCAACAACAACAACAAUAACAAUAACAAGCGCUCUUUAUCCAACCAGGCUCGAAGACGCAAGAGUCUUGACUUCCCCGAUCUAGAGCCAUCCUAUGAAUCAUCUCCAACUGUACCAACUCGUCGUGAACCAACUAAUCAUAUCUCACAUCCUGAUGCAAAUCCCUCAAACCCAUCACAUCGAUUAUCUUCUCAUGGAUUUCAAGAUUUGGCUCAGUUUCAACUCAAGUUACCUGCUCGAGAACGAAAAAGUCCUGCACUCCGAUCAACUACUUCAUCAUCAUCGACUUGUCCAGGUGUGCUAACAGGAAUCGAAGCCAUGAGACUUGAUGCGGGUGAAGACUUUAUUCCACAGCCAGAAGAUCACACGGAUUCGAAAAUACCACCAGUACUCUUGGGCUUCUCUAAUCUCACUGCUACCGUUGAUCCUGGUGAACCUCCAGAACCGAAAAACGCACAGCAACCUGGCCAAACUCUACCCGCUUCCCCUUCUCUAAUCCAACCAGAUCCAGACUUGAAUCCAGACUCAAACGACAUCCCACCUCUUUUCCCUCCACUCGAUGUCUCAACUGCUACAAGUCUUCCGCCUCUUCAACAACCUGUCGAAACCGUAGUGCCUCCCCUUCCGCCAGCUAUCCUUCAACCUUUCCCACCUCCGCUACCCGACCUUGCAUCAAUCGAUGAGCCAGUCCCAAAAGUCGGCGCAGCUUUGACCACAGCCGUAACCGAGACAAUAGCAGCAGCAACGGCUGUUGUUCAAGCUGCACCUGCACUUGAUAUUGGAGCUGGACCAGAAGGUGUCCCAACAUUGAUCACAUGGAAAGAACCUGCUAACGAAGUUUAUGUGACUGGAACGUUUAGUAAAUGGAAACAACAGAUCAAGUUGCGAAAACCACCUGUGAACAAUGAACCUAAUCAAGAAAACAACUUCUCAGCGUUAGUCGCACUACCACCAGGACCACAUCGCCUAAAAUUUAUAGUGGACAAAAGAUGGAAAACAUCCAAAUAUUUACCCUCAGCAACAGACGAUAAAGGAAAUCUAAUCAAUUACCUACAAGUAAAUCCAGGAGAUCAACCUUUUAGAGGAUUAGGUCCUCGAGGAAUAUGGAGUGGGUAUACAUAUGCCAAUUGGUCAUUAGGAUCAUCAAUAGGAGGACUCUCAGGAAUGUUAGAAGAAGAACAAGAAGAAGAAGAAAGAUGGACAACUGAAAUCCCAUCUGCAUUAAUUUCAUAUGAAGAAUAUCAUGAUGAAGAAGGAAUUGAAGGAGAAGAAGAACCGGGACCGAAUUCAGCUGGAUUUGCAGCUGAACCACCUAAAUUGCCGGCUCAGUUAAAAGAAGGAAUUUUGAAUAUAUCUUCUAGACUUACAGAUGGAUUAAGUAUUAGUGAUGAUAAUUCUUUGUUACCUAAACCUGAUCAUUCGGUUUUGAAUCAUUUGGCUGCUAGUCCUAUUAAACAAGGAUUACUUUCUGUGGGAGUUACUUCGAGGUAUAAGCGUAAAUACUUGACAACAGUAUAUUAUAAACCAGUAGACUUAUGAAACGGAAAAUAUAUAUAUACAAUGUAUAUUCCCACCACCUACCUCUUUUAUUUCUCGAUCACUUUUUUUUUCUUUGUCUGAUUAAUACAAUAAGUUCUUUUUAUGUUUUCCCUUCUUUUUAAACUUUUUGGCUGUAGAAUUUGUUUUUGGUAUGGAUUUAUUGUUUGUUUUGUUUGUUAUUUGAUCUCAAAGAUAAAAAGAAAAAGAUCAUAAUAUACAUAUCUAUAUUAUAAAUAUAUACAACAUAAGAAAAUGAUGAUGUAUCAACAAAGAAAGAAUUUGUUUUUUAUAAAUUUUUUUUGGUUUUUUUUUUGGUUUUUUUGGUUUUUGUUGUUGUUGUUGUUGUUCUCAUUGAUGAUGAAGUUUUGUUAUUGAUUUUGUUCUAAAAAAUAAUGGAUAUAAUCUAUACAUAAACAUCUUAUUAAAACCUUACUAUCUUGUUCAUCUGC
Messenger RNA from Melampsora larici-populina 98AG31, 2177 nucleotides. RefSeq names its product carbohydrate-binding module family 48. The record is from RefSeq and is a predicted model, not a curated record. The transcript is spliced from 3 exons. Gene Ontology annotation, molecular function: protein kinase binding. Lineage: Eukaryota; Fungi; Basidiomycota; Pucciniomycetes; Pucciniales; Melampsoraceae. Gene Ontology annotation, biological process: signal transduction. Gene Ontology annotation, cellular component: cytoplasm; nucleotide-activated protein kinase complex; nucleus. Bases 1 to 1728 code for a protein of 575 amino acids.